CCAGGAUAGAUGACGUCACUAACACCCCUAACCUGGGAUGAUCUUUCGGGUGUUUGCACUGGUGAUGUUAUCAGAGCCAGGGGAAGAGACGUGGAACCCUGAGUUCAGGAUCAUAAAAGGGUUGAAGUUAGUUUGACUGUAUCCCAGAUUCUUCAGCACCAAUACAUGCGUAAAUCCAUCUGGAUGACAUUCUCAAGGAGUGUCUGAUGCCAGGUUCAUUUUGGAAGUGGAUAUCUGCUCAGAUUGCAAGACUAACAAGAGUGCUAAGAGCCCAGUUUGGAGGAAUCAUGGAAGAAUCCACCCCACCCGCUAACCCUGGGGAGAUGAACCCUCACUCUCGCUUUAUCGUUGGUUCUGUGUCAGAGGACAACUCAGAAGAUGAGACUAGCUCCUUGGUGAAGCUUGACCUGCUAGAGGAGAAAGAGAGGUCUUUGUCUCCUGUAUCUGUCUGCUCGGAUUCCCUUUCAGAUCUAGGACUUCCUAACGUGCAAGAUAGCCUGGCAAGUCAUAUGAGGCCCAGUAUGUCUGGUUUACACCUUGUAAAACAAGGCCGGGACAGGAAGAAAGUUGACCUGCAGCGGGAUUUCACUGUGGCUUCUCCAGCAGAGUUUGUUACUCGUUUUGGAGGGAAUAAAGUUAUUGAAAAGGUCCUGAUAGCAAAUAAUGGAAUUGCAGCAGUGAAAUGCAUGAGAUCCAUCCGACGCUGGUCCUAUGAGAUGUUUCGAAAUGAGCGCGCGAUCAGAUUUGUUGUCAUGGUGACUCCUGAGGAUCUGAAAGCAAAUGCAGAAUACAUUAAAAUGGCAGAUCACUAUGUCCCAGUUCCAGGAGGACCAAACAACAACAACUAUGCAAAUGUGGAACUCAUUCUUGAUAUUGCUAAACGGAUUCCAGUGCAGGCUGUAUGGGCUGGCUGGGGCCAUGCCUCUGAGAACCCUAAGCUGCCAGAACUACUCCACAAAAAUGGGAUUGCUUUCAUGGGUCCUCCAAGCCAAGCAAUGUGGGCUUUAGGAGAUAAAAUUGCUUCUUCGAUAGUGGCUCAGACUGCAGGCAUCCCCACUCUUCCUUGGAGUGGCAGUGGUCUUCGAGUGGACUGGCAGGAAAAUGAUCUUCAGAAGCGUAUCUUGAAUGUUCCUCAGGAACUAUAUGAGAAAGGUUAUGUGAAAGACGUAGAUGAUGGACUGCGGGCUGCUGAGGAGGUUGGUUACCCUGUCAUGAUCAAGGCCUCUGAAGGAGGAGGAGGAAAAGGAAUUAGGAAAGUUAACAAUGCAGAUGACUUCCCCAACCUAUUUAGACAGGUUCAAGCUGAAGUCCCAGGCUCACCAAUCUUUGUAAUGAGACUGGCCAAACAGUCCCGUCACCUGGAGGUGCAGAUUCUGGCGGAUCAGUAUGGCAAUGCCAUCUCGCUCUUCGGCAGGGAUUGCUCUGUGCAGCGCAGGCACCAGAAGAUUAUUGAGGAAGCACCCGCUUCUAUUGCGACUUCCGUGGUGUUUGAGCACAUGGAACAGUGUGCGGUGAAGCUUGCCAAAAUGGUGGGAUAUGUGAGCGCAGGCACUGUGGAAUACCUGUACAGCCAGGAUGGCAGUUUCUACUUUCUGGAGUUGAAUCCUCGACUGCAAGUGGAGCACCCAUGCACAGAGAUGGUAGCUGAUGUUAAUCUGCCUGCAGCACAGCUCCAGAUUGCCAUGGGGAUUCCCCUCCACAGGAUCAAGGAUAUCCGGAUGAUGUACGGUGUUCCUCCGUGGGGAGAUGUACCUAUCGAUUUUGAGAAUUCGGCCCAAGUCCCCUGUCCGCGUGGCCAUGUCAUUGCAGCACGUAUCACCAGUGAGAACCCUGAUGAGGGAUUUAAGCCCAGUUCUGGUACGGUCCAAGAACUGAAUUUCCGCAGCAAUAAGAAUGUCUGGGGCUAUUUCAGUGUUGCUGCUGCAGGAGGGCUUCAUGAAUUUGCUGAUUCUCAGUUUGGUCACUGCUUUUCCUGGGGGGAGAAUCGAGAAGAAGCCAUCUCAAACAUGGUGGUGGCUUUGAAGGAGCUGUCCAUCCGAGGGGAUUUCCGAACCACUGUUGAGUACUUGAUUAAACUGUUGGAAACAGAAAGCUUCCAGCAGAACCGCAUUGACACUGGCUGGUUGGAUCGGCUCAUUGCUGAGAAAGUGCAGGCGGAAAGGCCGGAUACCAUGCUAGGAGUGGUAUGUGGAGCUCUGCAUGUGGCUGACGUGAGCUUCCGAAACAGUGUCUCCAACUUCCUGCACUCUUUGGAAAGGGGCCAAGUCCUGCCUGCUCAUACCCUGCUAAAUACUGUGGAUGUGGAACUCAUCUACGAAGGACGGAAGUAUGUGCUGAAGGUGACCCGGCAGUCUCCCAAUUCCUAUGUGGUUAUCAUGAACAGCUCCUGUGUGGAAGUUGAUGUGCAUCGACUGAGUGAUGGAGGACUGCUCUUGUCUUAUGAUGGCAGCAGCUAUACUACCUACAUGAAAGAAGAAGUGGACAGGUAUCGCAUCACUAUAGGUAACAAGACCUGUGUGUUUGAAAAGGAGAAUGAUCCCUCUAUACUGCGCUCACCUUCAGCUGGGAAGCUUAUCCAGUAUGUCGUGGAGGAUGGGGGACAUGUGUUUGCAGGCCAGUGCUUUGCAGAAAUAGAGGUGAUGAAGAUGGUGAUGACGCUAACAGCAGGAGAAUCGGGCUGCAUCCAUUAUGUCAAACGCCCUGGAGCAGUGCUGGAUCCAGGCUGUGUCAUUGCCAAGCUCCAGCUGGAUGACCCCAGCAGGGUUCAGCAGGCUGAGCUGCACACGGGUACCUUGCCACAGAUCCAGAGCACAGCACUUCGAGGCGAGAAACUCCAUCGCGUUUUCCAUUAUGUCCUAGAUAACCUGGUCAAUGUGAUGAAUGGAUACUGCCUGCCAGAGCCCUACUUCAGCAGCAAGGUGAAAGGCUGGGUUGAGCGACUCAUGAAGACGCUGAGAGAUCCAUCUUUGCCUCUUCUGGAACUUCAGGACAUCAUGACCAGUGUUUCUGGACGAAUACCGCCCAAUGUAGAGAAGUCCAUCAAGAAGGAGAUGGCCCAGUAUGCCAGCAACAUCACAUCCGUCCUUUGCCAAUUUCCCAGUCAACAGAUUGCCAAUAUCUUGGAUAGCCAUGCAGCCACCUUAAACCGCAAAUCAGAGCGUGAGGUCUUCUUCAUGAACACCCAGAGCAUUGUGCAGCUUGUACAGAGGUACCGGAGUGGUAUUCGGGGUCACAUGAAAGCAGUGGUGAUGGAUCUGCUCCGUCAGUAUCUAAAGGUGGAGACUCAGUUUCAGCACGGUCACUAUGACAAGUGUGUCUUUGCCCUUCGGGAAGAGAAUAAAAGUGACAUGAAUGCUGUUUUGAACUACAUCUUCUCACAUGCUCAGGUCACCAAGAAGAACCUGCUUGUUACAAUGCUCAUUGACCAGCUGUGUGGCCGUGACCCUACCUUGACAGAUGAGCUGAUUAAUAUUCUGACAGAGCUGACCCAGCUCAGCAAGACAACCAAUGCUAAAGUGGCCCUGCGAGCACGGCAGGUUCUCAUUGCUUCCCAUUUGCCAUCCUACGAGCUGCGUCACAACCAGGUGGAAUCCAUCUUCUUGUCCGCCAUUGACAUGUAUGGACACCAGUUCUGCAUUGAGAACCUGCAGAAACUCAUUUUGUCUGAGACAUCCAUCUUUGAUGUGCUACCCAACUUCUUCUACCACAGUAACCAGGUGGUAAGAAUGGCAGCUUUGGAGGUAUAUGUUCGAAGGGCAUACAUUGCCUAUGAGCUGAACAGUGUUCAGCAUCGCCAGCUGAAGGAUAACACUUGUGUGGUGGAGUUCCAGUUCAUGCUACCUACCUCCCAUCCAAACAGAGGGAACAUCCCCACGCUAAACAGAAUGUCCUUCUCUUCCAACCUCAAUCACUAUGGGAUGGUCCACGUAGCUAGCGUGAGUGAUGUACUGCUAGACAAUUCGUUCACUCCACCGUGCCAGCGGAUGGGCGGAAUGGUCUCCUUCCGCACAUUUGAAGACUUUGUCAGAAUCUUUGAUGAAGUGAUGAGUUGCUUCUGUGACUCUCCUCCACAGAGCCCAACCUUCCCUGAAGCUGGUCAUGCUUCCUUGUAUGAUGAAGACAAGGCUGCCCGUGAGGAGCCCAUUCACAUCCUUAAUGUUGCUAUUAAAACUGACAGUGACGUUGAUGAUGAUGGGCUGGCAGCCAUGUUCAGAGAAUUCACGCAAAGCAAGAAAUCGGUCCUGAUUGAACAUGGGAUUCGGAGGCUGACUUUUCUUGUAGCACAAAAGGACUUCAGGAAGCAGGUCAACUAUGAGGUCGAUCAGAGAUUUCAUAGGGAAUUUCCAAAGUUUUUCACGUUCCGUGCCAGGGAUAAGUUUGAGGAAGAUAGGAUCUACCGUCAUCUGGAGCCAGCUCUGGCUUUUCAGCUGGAAUUGAACCGGAUGCGCAACUUUGAUCUCACUGCCAUUCCGUGUGCCAAUCAUAAAAUGCAUCUCUACCUGGGAGCCGCUAAAGUUGAAGUGGGAACAGAAGUGACAGACUACAGGUUCUUCGUGAGGGCGAUUAUAAGGCAUUCAGACCUGGUUACCAAGGAAGCCUCCUUUGAGUAUCUGCAAAAUGAGGGAGAACGAUUGCUUCUGGAAGCCAUGGAUGAAUUGGAGGUGGCUUUUAAUAAUACCAAUGUGCGCACUGACUGCAAUCACAUCUUCUUAAACUUUGUGCCUACUGUCAUCAUGGACCCAUCUAAGAUUGAAGAGUCCGUGCGGAGCAUGGUGAUGCGCUAUGGGAGUCGCCUGUGGAAGCUCCGCGUCCUCCAAGCCGAGCUGAAAAUCAACAUCCGUUUGACCCCGACCGGGAAGGCGAUCCCCAUUCGUCUCUUCUUGACCAAUGAGUCUGGCUAUUAUUUGGACAUUAGUCUGUACAAAGAAGUGACAGACUCGAGAACAGCGCAGAUUAUGUUCCAAGCAUAUGGGGAUAAACAGGGACCACUUCAUGGGAUGCUGAUCAACACCCCAUAUGUGACCAAAGACCUGCUUCAGUCCAAGAGAUUCCAGGCACAAUCUUUAGGGACAUCAUAUGUCUAUGACAUUCCCGAGAUGUUUCGGCAGUCUUUGAUUAAGCUCUGGGAUUCUAUGAAGGAACACGCAUUCCUGCCCACGCGGCCUCUGCCGUCUGAUAUACUAACGUAUACUGAACUGGUGUUGGAUGAUCAGGGCCAGCUGGUGCACAUGAACAGGCUGCCUGGAGGAAAUGAGAUUGGGAUGGUGGCCUGGAAAAUGACUUUGAAAACCCCUGAGUAUCCAGAAGGCCGUGAUAUCAUUGUCAUUGGCAACGACAUUACAUACCGGAUAGGUUCUUUUGGGCCUCAAGAGGAUGUGCUGUUCCUGAGGGCUUCUGAACUUGCUCGGACACAUGGUAUUCCCCGAAUCUAUGUGGCUGCCAACAGCGGAGCCAGGAUUGGUUUGGCUGAGGAGAUUCGGCACAUGUUCCAUGUUGCCUGGGAAGACCCGGAUGACCCAUACAAAGGAUACAAAUACUUGUACCUGACUCCUCAAGACUACAAGAAAGUCAGUGCCCUGAACUCGGUUCAUUGUGAGCAUGUGGAGGACAACGGAGAGUCAAGGUAUAAGAUAACAGAUAUUAUCGGGAAGGAAGACGGACUUGGAAUAGAGAACCUCAGAGGAUCUGGCAUGAUUGCUGGAGAAUCAUCUUUAGCCUAUGAGAGUAUUAUCACCAUCAAUCUGGUUACAUGUCGGGCGAUUGGAAUUGGGGCUUACCUUGUUCGGCUAGGGCAGAGGACUAUCCAGGUUGAGAACUCGCACAUAAUCCUGACCGGCUGUGGAGCCCUUAACAAAGUCCUUGGACGGGAAGUUUAUACCUCCAACAACCAGCUGGGCGGGAUCCAGAUAAUGCACAACAACGGCGUGACGCACAGCACUGUGUGUGACGAUUUUGAAGGAGUCUACACUAUUCUGCAGUGGCUCUCCUACAUGCCAAAGAGUGUGUACAGCCCUGUUCCUAUCCUCAAAGUCAAGGAUCCAAUAGAGAGAUCUGUAGAGUUUGUUCCUACGAAGACUCCCUAUGAUCCCCGCUGGAUGCUGGCUGGACGCCCAAACCCAAGUCAAAAAGGCCAGUGGCUAAGCGGUUUCUUUGACAAUGGCUCAUUCCUGGAGAUCAUGCAGCCCUGGGCACAGACAGUUGUGGUCGGCAGAGCCAGGCUGGGAGGAAUACCUGUAGGAGUAGUUGCCGUAGAAACAAGAACAGUGGAGCUAAGUAUCCCUGCUGAUCCUGCAAACCUGGACUCUGAGGCCAAGAUAAUCCAGCAGGCUGGUCAGGUGUGGUUCCCUGACUCUGCCUUUAAGACUGCCCAGGCUAUCAAUGACUUCAACAGAGAAGGGCUGCCUCUGAUGGUCUUUGCUAAUUGGAGAGGCUUCUCCGGUGGAAUGAAAGACAUGUAUGACCAAGUGCUGAAGUUUGGCGCCUACAUCGUGGACGGCCUGAGAGAGUAUCGUCAGCCAGUGCUUAUUUACAUCCCUCCGCAAGCAGAGCUGAGAGGAGGGUCCUGGGCUGUGAUUGAUCCUACCAUUAAUCCGCGUCACAUGGAGAUGUACGCCGACCGAGAGAGCAGAGGAGGAAUCCUGGAACCGGAGGGGACAGUAGAAAUCAAAUUCCGCAGGAAAGAUCUGGUGAAGACAAUGAGGCGCGUGGACCCCAUCUACAUGCGUCUGGCGGAGCGGCUAGGUACGCCUGAGCUCAGCCCUGCUGAUCGGAAAGAGCUGGAGACCAAGCUGAAGGAACGGGAAGAGUUCCUCAUUCCCAUUUAUCACCAGGUAGCCAUGCAGUUUGCUGAUUUGCACGACACGCCGGGCCGGAUGCAGGAGAAGGGUGUUAUUACUGACAUUCUAGAUUGGAAAACUUCCCGUACUUUCUUCUACUGGAGAUUAAGACGUCUUCUGCUAGAAGACGUGGUCAAGAAGAAGAUCCAUGAUGCCAAUCCUGAGCUGACUGAUGGGCAAAUCCAGGCUAUGCUGAGACGCUGGUUUGUGGAAGUCGAAGGGACAGUAAAGGCGUACCUGUGGGACAGCAAUAAGGACCUAGUGGAGUGGCUGGAGAAACAGCUCACGGAAGAAGAAGGCGUUCGGUCCGUUGUAGAUGAAAACAUCAAAUACAUCUCGAGGGACUACAUACUUAAACAGAUACGAAGCUUGGUCCAGGCCAAUCCGGAGGUUGCCAUGGAUUCGAUCGUGCACAUGACCCAGCAUAUAUCACCCACCCAGCGAGCGGAGAUCGUGCGGAUCCUCUCCACAAUGGACUCGCCUUCUUCAACGUAAGAGCAUCGAUUUCCCGCGCGCUCCCCCUGCCUGGUACAGCAGAGGGAAAGAAAGCAAGUGCAGAAUUGCCCUUUGUCUGCUCGACUGCGGCCGCUGUACCGAGACGGGGAGGCUCGGGGAAACGCUGCCAGAAUGACAUUUUUAUUUUUUCAAAUCAGACUGACCAGAGGAAGUGUGUUCUUUGGCCAGAGACACGAGGAAAAUGUAUAAACACAAGCGCCUGCGGGAUCGAGUUACAGCUGUCUAACGGUACCUUAUUUAUUUAACAAAGCGUGACUGGACCAAUGCAUCGGUUAGCUGCGGGGCUGCCGCCCGAAAGCACUACAGCCAGGCAAUGAAGGGUACCGCGUACCGUGAGGCCUGGGCACAGCCGAGCGGGGCACCGUCGCGUUGCGCCCCUGCGACGGUCCCUUCUCGCGCUCGGUCUGGCGGCGGCAGCUUCAUGCUGACAAGUGCCAACGUCCCCGGAUUUGGGGAAAUCCUUGCUGAUCCGCGGAUGAGCGGAGCCUGCCACCGAGUCAGCCCUCGUCUCCGUCGGCCAGCGGGGAUUUGUGUUCCGAACGCCUGUCCUGACCCUCGCGAGGAGCAGCGAAGGCCGCGAGGGCAGCGCGGUGCCGCAGCCGGCUGCAGGGAAGGCCGCCGCGGUGCCCGGUGGUGCUGCCCGUCCCGGACAGCCGGGGCAGGUGGCAGGGGCAGGAUUUCUGAGCAAAAACCCAGCUCUUUUUGUGCCUGAUGUGUCGGGUUGCUUUAGAACAGUUAAGUACGCUGCGUGAGGAGCCCUGCAAGCCAGGAGGCCGCAGCAGAGCCGCUGGCCGUUUCUGCUCUUCCUCCCGUUCAUUUUGAGGGGCCACUUCUGCCUCGGACGGUCCUGGGGCAGCCCCGCUGUUGCACAUCCCUCACUUAAGUGCUAAUUCCUCCCACGUGAGCAGUUGACUGAAGCAGAAAGCAGAUAAAACCUGCCAGGGCAAGCCAGGGGAAGGCCAGUUUCACACGCACACGCGGGGUUAGAACUGCGCAAGGAGAACUCAGCGUAACGCGGCUGGGCAGAGCUUUCUCUGGUGCCCAGCUCUCCCUCGGGGCUGGUGGAGAGAGGGGGCUCCUGGUGCCUCCCAGGCGUAGUAAGGGACCAGAUAAGCAGGAGCUCUGGAGGAAGCACGACCCACCCAGCCUUGUUUUAAAAAGUAAGUCAAUUGAGCAAGUCAGUACUGUUAGGGAGCUCUGUAAAAGUGGUAUUGGAGAACUGACCCCAAGGAUUGUCUUAAAAGUAUUUCAGGUUUUACACCUCCCCUUUUAGUAUAGCUCCUUAACAGAAGGGAUAUUUUUACAGGAAAAUUAACUAACUGUGAUGCCAGUGCCUCAUCCCUGUAGUGUUUCCUUCUGAAGGGCAACACGUCCCUUCUGGGCACGUGGUGCCGGGGCUCUUGCAAAACCGAGGUGCAGCACCGUGGGUGCACUCUCCCUCCAGGGACAAGCACCGGGGACACCCCUGCCCGUGGUCAGCGGAGGUGCGUAAUCCGAGGAAAUAGCUUUUUCUUGACUGUUAAGAACCCUCAUUUGGUUUAAAAGACUCUCUUUUCCACUAGAGCCCCCGAACAAACCCCAAAGAUGCUUUCACUUAGGCCACACUGGGCUGCAGCAGGACACAAGGUCCAGGCAGAGACGGUCUCAGCAGGGAGGACUGACCGGGGGUGAGUGCACACAGGCGGGUCCGACUGACAGAUGCGCCCGGCGCAGUGCCGCGAGCUCGCGCUGCGUGGACGUCCCGCUGGGCUGCUCCGCUGCUGCCACCAGGACUUCGGCAUCGCCUCGCCAUGAAUCGGGCUCUUGCCAAGGAUGUCAGCGAGCGUUACGGGAGCUGCUGUUUGCUGUGCUGGAGAGGGGAGAGCUGUAGGUGCCAAAGCCACCCUGGGGGGGCCCUGCUGCCUCCUGCUUCCAGCACGGCCGGGCACGCGCCGGGGGAUUUCAAGCAGAGCAGUGGCACCGGGUCAGACUUAAGUUUUGGGUAAAGGAGCUCCAACAAGAAGCGGUUAAGUACCGCUGGAGCUGGCGUGAUGUCUGGUACUGACCGCGGGCACCGAUCCGGGAGCGGGCAGGGGCGGAGGGGCAGGCGCCGUGGCGGGACCCCCCCACGUUACCUACAGCUCUCACCGGUGCUGAAGUAUUCCAUUUACCUCAGUUUCUUUUAAUAAAAAGAACCAAUUCCAGCUGUCUCUUGCAGGAGUGGAAGUCUGUCGCCCCUUGUGCCCGGGGGAGCCGCGGGCGAUGGGUGCCGGCGUGGAGCAGCCCCUCGCCCCGACGCUCUGCACAGCUCGCAUCCCCCGGCCUCUGCCCACGCCAACCACGAGCAGUUCCCCUCCCUGCUCCCCGGGUUUAUUUUAUUUAACAUUGCACUGAACGAACAGAAAAAGGAAAACCCAGCCCCAGCUGCUGACGGCGGUGGGGGAACUUGUGUUAACUCUCUCCACGGAGGUGUUUCAGGGACAGGGGCUCCAUGAGCUGUUGCCCAUCGAAAUGAAGCUGCAAGCAGGCCGUUUGCUGAAGGGUGUCCCCCUACUAACCCCGGCGCUUACUGCCAACAGGCGCAUUUCGAAAGCUCCCCGCUGACGGUAGGUGUUCAGCUGCGACGUUGCACCACGGACAUGAGCACAACUCCAGCCAUCGGUCCCGUGCAUUCCUCAGACCCGGAUCCUGAGGGUUAAAAACAGGAAUCGCCAUAACAAACAUAAUGCAAUUUACAGGGGAGGGAGGGGGAGAGCCCUACUGAACUCCAGCAACGCAUUUAAAACUCUUUAGCCUAAAAUAUCUACAUAUUAAAAUGCCAAGAAAAGAAAUACCAAAGCUGUAAGCUCUCAAAAGCCCGAGAUCAAAGUGCCAUCAUCUUUUAAUGUAAACCUUUUGUUGCAUCAACAGUCUUAAGAGGGAUGAGAGACAUCAAAAUAAAAACUGAGACAAACUGUG
Dromaius novaehollandiae (emu) is the source of this 10289-nucleotide messenger RNA. It is a transcript of the gene ACACA, whose product is annotated as acetyl-CoA carboxylase alpha. Gene Ontology annotation, cellular component: mitochondrion. NCBI's taxonomy places the organism in Eukaryota, Metazoa, Chordata, Aves, Casuariiformes, Dromaiidae. Bases 207 to 7331 code for a protein of 2374 amino acids. The transcript has 57 exons. Gene Ontology annotation, biological process: fatty acid biosynthetic process. The record is from RefSeq and is a predicted model, not a curated record. Gene Ontology annotation, molecular function: ATP binding; metal ion binding; acetyl-CoA carboxylase activity.